This is a messenger RNA of Desarmillaria tabescens, 2614 nucleotides long. RefSeq lists its product as uncharacterized. NCBI's taxonomy places the organism in Eukaryota, Fungi, Basidiomycota, Agaricomycetes, Agaricales, Physalacriaceae. Gene Ontology annotation, biological process: carbohydrate metabolic process. The transcript is spliced from 21 exons. The record is from RefSeq and is a predicted model, not a curated record. The coding region runs from base 139 to 2394 and encodes 751 amino acids.
CGACAUCUGUGAGAACAACUUAACGACGACUCUCCAUCAACAACAAUGUUUCAUCAAUUGCAGAACAUUUGUCCCUGCCGUGUAGCUUAAAUAUGACUGAAUAUCCUUUGUUUCUUCUCUGGCCUUUCAUUUCUUUCUAUGCGUUCUCUCAUUACGCGCUGGUUUUUUCUCUGUGUGCUUAUAAUUCUUUGCCGAGGCGCCACUCUCUUAAAUACGUCGCCUUUCACUCCACCCUCAUAUCCCUUGGCUGUACGCUCGCCAUAUCUGUCAACGUGGCUGGCACAGAAAGACGGCGGUACUGCGCUCAAUGAUGAUUGGUCUAGGUUCUAUACAGGGCAGAUUACCGGAUGGGCAGGCUUGAUCAAAGUCGACAACACCACUUAUAGCUUCUUAGGUACUCCGGCGGGUGUCGCUGCAUACAUAAAAGCUACGCAAAAGAGCGCCCAGUUUACUUCUACCCAGACAAAAUUCGUGAUGACUGCAGGACCAGUGGAUUUGACUGUCACCUUUCUGAGCCCUGUUGAGCCUCACAAUUUGACUAAACAAUCCUUUCCUUUCUCUUAUCUCGCUCUUGCAGCUGCUGCCAACGACGGAUUGACCCAUUCUGUUUCUGUAUACAGUGAUAUUAGUGGAGAAUGGCUUUCUGGAAAUACUUCCUUAGGCAUGAACUGGACCACCACCACCACAGGAGAUCACUUGGUUCAUCAGGCUCAACUACAAGCCCCUUCACCUUUUGCAGAAAUUGACGACCGGACACAAUACGGAUCCAUAUACUAUGCAACCCGGGCACUGGCGAAUGCGGGUGUAACAUACCAAACCGGAGCUGAUGUUGAUGUCAGGAACCAGUUUAUCAACCACGGGGUGUUGUCGAACUCUGAGGACAGCGAUUUCCGAGCUGUUCAGGAUCACUGGCCUGUUCUUGCUUUUGCUCAUGAUCUCGGAAAUAUUUCUGCAUCGACGGUUCCCGUAGUAGUAGCAAUCGGCCAUGUCCGUGACCCUGCGAUUCAGUACAUCGUCGCGGAUGGUGUGAUUCAAGAGCGAAGCCUAUAUUUCCUUAGUCAAACGACAGUUGCUGACUAUAUUCCGUCAUUUUUAUCCGAUUAUACCGACGCAAUCACGAGAGCUAAUAACUUUGACAAUAUUGUGGAAAGUGAUGCUUCGUAUAUUUCGUCUGACUAUGCCGACAUCGUCGCGUUGUCCAUCAGACAAGCAUUUGCUGGAACUGAGAUAACACUAAUCCAGAACUCGAAUGGGUCUUGGAGCACAGACGAUGUCCUCGUCUUUAUGAAAGAGAUCUCAAGCUCUGGUAAAGUAAAUACAGUGGAUGUCAUGUUCCCAGCCUGGCCGUUGUUCCUUUACACCAACCCUGAGCUCGGGAAGUACUUGUUAAAUGCGGCCUUUGAGUACCAGGCUACAGGACAGUACCCAAACAGAUAUAGCGUGCAUGAUAUAGGUUCUCGUUACCCGAACGCUACUGGGCACAAUGAUGGAAAGGAUGAGCCCAUGCCAGUGGAAGAAUGCGGCAACAUGAUCAUUAUGGCGUUGAGCUACGCCCAGAAGACUGGAGACGUCUCCCAGCUCACGAAAUACUUUGAUCUAUUGGACCAAUGGGCGCAGUAUUUAAUCUCUGACUCUCUCCUUCCGGCAAAUCAGCUCAGCACCGACGAUAUUGCGGGUACUCUGGAAAAUCAGACCAAUCUCGCAAUCAAGGGAAUCGUCGGAAUCAGUGCCAUGGCGAAGAUCGCUGACAUGGUAGGCGAUGAUACCAAAAGUAACAUUUAUAGCGCCAUCGCUUCAGAUUAUGCCUCGCAAUGGCAGAACAUUUCAUUUUCGGAUGACGAUAGUCAUCUUACUCUCUCUUAUGGAAACUCGUCUAGCUGGGGCCUAUCUUAUAACUUAUAUGCCGAUAAGUUAUUGAAUCUCAAUAUCUUCCCCGAAUCCGUCUAUGAAACACAGACAAAGUGGUAUCCCGCAGUUGCAAACAAGUACGGUGUCCCGCUGGAUACUCGGCAUACAUAUACCUCAAGUGUUUGGGAGAUCUGGGCUGCCGCAAUCAUGACGAACAAUUCCACGCGAGACCUGUUCAUCUCAUCCGUCAAGGAUUGGGUCUCUAGCGGACUAAACUCGCAACCAUUCGGAGAUUUCUACAAUACCACAGAUGGUGGAUUGCUAAGUUUCAAAGCCAGGCCUGUAGUGGGAGGACAUCUCGCGUUGGAGACAACGCCACAAGUACUGGCACCAACGCCGGAGGUGGAUCUGAUGGUGAUGGGAAUAGCACAGGCAGUGGCAGUGGCAGUGGCGGCGCUGCCACUGACGGUGAUGGCGACCAAGCUGAUUGGGCUUGUCCGAGCAUGUUGCCUCCCUUGCCCUUACUUCUGGUAUUGCUCGCUUUAACGUUUCAAUUAAGCUCAUAUCUGUAGUUGUGUGCCAUGAUGAAAAUUAAUUUAUUCAAAGUAUAUCAAUCAAGUUCUUCGACACAUGCAUCGUCGAAUAAAUUGACGGCUAUCCAUCGGUGGUGCAGUAAGCAUCUGUGCCGGCACCCCUUUCUGGGAUGCUGGGAUCUGCUGGAGGUUUGGGAUCUGCGACAACGGCAUGAGCCUCAACGAAACAAGGC